GAUUCUCCCCGGUUUCUCCGACUCCCCCCGUCCCCGCGGCGGGGAGGGGGUCGUCAGCGCAGAGAGACCCAGGGCGGCCCGUGGGAGCUUGGGGGAGGUGUGACCCCGGACGGCCAUCCCGUUCUCCCGGGCGGCCCCAGCCAGUCAGUGGCGGUCUUGGAUGCCCCGCCCCGUCGCGGAAGGAGCCUCCAGAGGCUUGGCCAGCCCGGGCAGCGCCCAGGGGCCGGGAGGCUGGUAUUUAAGCCGCGUCGGACGGCGCGGGGAGGCAGUUUGCUACUGCUGCUGCUGCUGCGGGUCAUAUAUCGCGGAGGCGCCCGGAGCCGGAGCCGUCCAGGAGAGCCAGCGCGCCGUCCAGCUCACCGUCGAGGAUUCCCGGGAAACUCUCGCCGCUCCGAAGGAACGGGCAGCCCGAGCUCCACCAGCCAGAAUUGCACCCGACGGCGGCACUGGAGCCAAGCGGCUCCCGCGCGAGGUAGCGCCCCCCACCGGAUCCUCGCACCCUGGAGCCCUCGGCGCCGCCAUGAAGCGCCCGCUGCGCCGGGAGCCCGCUUGCAUCAGCCGCUGUCGCCUCCUCCUCUUCCCGCUCCUCCCGCUGCUCCUUCACCUGCCGGGCGCCGAGUCCGCCUCGCCCGCCCCAUCGGGGCGCAUCUCGCCGCUGUCGCCCAGGAAGCCCUGGGCUAGAAGCCACCCACCAGCCUGGCUGCGGAAGAGGCUGACGACAGAAGAGCUUUCGGACAAGAUGGCCAGAAUGUGGCCGGCCUGGAAGCCUCCCGUGGUGACGCCAGGAAGCCGCCUCCACCUCUCCGUCCUCCCCAGGCGCAGACUGGAUCCCCAGCAGCCUGGCAGGCCCCCCCAGCACCGGCUCCCGUGGACUCCAGCCCCCCGUCCAAAGCGCCAGGCAGCCCCCCGCCUGCACCGCGCGCAGCUGAUGCGUGUCGGCUGUGCCCUGGGCACCUGCCAAGUGCAGAACCUGAGCCACCGGCUCUGGCUUCUGAAGGGCCAGUUGGGACUUCAGGAAUCCGCCCCCAUGAACCCCAGCAGCCCCCACAGCUAUGGGUGAGGGAAGCAACGGACUCCAGGACCGGAGAGGGUCUCCUGCCUUCCCCCUGGCACAUCUCGGAGCAGCUGCUCUGGACUCUCUGGCAGUCUGGACCAGGGUUUCUGCACCGAAGGGAAUCCCCCCUGCUGGAGGGGACCGUGAAGAAGCAACCAGGGCCCAAGCCCUGACUAGAGCCGGCUGAGGGGUGUCUUGGCCAUCUGAUGGAAAGGAGCAAAGCAGCCGCCCCAGACCCCCCUGCAGGAGAGGCGGGUGCAUAUGAGGGCUGGAAGGACUGUGCACAAGGUUACACCAAACACAACUCCCACACUUGCACUUGUUAUGGAAAAUAAUAAACAUCUAAGUGAUGGUC
Molecule: messenger RNA, 1409 nt
Organism: Podarcis muralis (Common wall lizard)
Lineage: Eukaryota; Metazoa; Chordata; Lepidosauria; Squamata; Lacertidae
Gene: ADM2
Product: adrenomedullin 2
Biological process (GO): regulation of systemic arterial blood pressure; adenylate cyclase-activating G protein-coupled receptor signaling pathway; positive regulation of heart rate
Source: RefSeq, a predicted model, not a curated record